GUCCCCCAUAUAAAAGGUUGCGCUUGCGCCCAACCCUAGCCCUCUCAUUCUCCCCUCCCGGCUCCCCAGCAGCCGCCGCGUUCCCAUCUCUCCUCCAUUGCCGGCGACGAGCUCCUACCAGGUAAGUAGGAGGAGGUCGGCGAGGAUGUCGCACCGUAAAUUCGAGCACCCGAGGCAUGGAUCCCUCGGCUUCCUCCCUAGGAAGCGGGCCUCCCGCCACCGCGGAAAGGUGAAGUCCUUCCCUAGGGAUAACCCGACGAAGCCCUGCCACCUCACUGCCUUCCUUGGCUACAAGGCUGGCAUGACACAUAUCGUGCGUGAGGUCGAGAAGCCUGGCUCCAAGCUCCACAAGAAGGAAACCUGUGAGGCUGUUACCAUCAUUGAGACCCCUCCUCUUGUCAUUGUUGGACUUGUGGCAUACGUUAAGACCCCACGUGGUCUGCGUACCCUCAACUCUGUCUGGGCCCAGCACCUGAGUGAAGAAGUGAGGAGAAGGUUCUACAAGAACUGGUGCAAGAGCAAGAAGAAGGCUUUCACCAAGUAUGCCCUCAAAUAUGACAGUGAUGCAGGCAAGCAAGAAAUCCAGGUGCAACUUGAGAAGAUGAAGAAGUAUGCUUCAGUUGUCCGUGUUAUCGCCCACACUCAGAUUAGAAAGAUGAAAGGUUUGAAGCAGAAGAAGGCCCACCUCAUGGAGAUCCAGGUUAACGGUGGCACUAUCGCAGACAAGGUUGACUAUGGCUACAAGUUCUUUGAGAAGGAGGUCCCGGUUGAUGCUGUCUUCCAGAAGGAUGAGAUGAUUGACAUCAUUGGUGUCACCAAGGGUAAGGGGUACGAAGGUGUGGUUACCCGUUGGGGUGUCACCCGCCUUCCCCGCAAGACCCACAGGGGUCUCCGCAAGGUCGCCUGUAUUGGUGCCUGGCAUCCUGCUAGGGUGUCGUACACUGUUGCCCGCGCUGGUCAGAAUGGAUAUCACCACCGUACUGAGAUGAACAAGAAGGUUUACAAGAUCGGCAAGGCUGGACAGGAAAGCCAUGAUGCCUCUACAGAGUUUGACAGGACUGAGAAGGACAUCACUCCCAUGGGUGGCUUCCCCCACUACGGUAUCAUCAAGGGUGACUACCUGAUGAUCAAGGGCUGCUGCGUGGGCCCCAAGAAGAGGGUGGUGACACUCCGCCAGUCCCUGCUGAAGCAGACCUCACGGCUGGCGUUGGAGGAGAUCAAGCUCAAGUUCAUCGACACCUCGUCUAAGUUCGGGCACGGGCGCUUCCAGACCACCGACGAGAAGCAGAGGUUCUACGGCAAGACCAAGGCCUGAGCUGAGGUUCUGCUGUCGAAGCAAGAUGUCUUACCAGAUAGUGUUCAGUUUGUUUUUUCUCAGUUUUGUUGGAGAUAUUCGGAGGACCGGUUUGUGUUGCUACUGUGAGCUGCUUUCAUUGCAGAUGAUUAAAGUUAUUACAAAUUUUGAACUUGGUAACAUGUUGGAUUCUCUGGUA
Messenger RNA from Setaria italica (foxtail millet), 1493 nucleotides. Its product is annotated as 60S ribosomal protein L3. Gene Ontology annotation, cellular component: ribosome; cytosolic large ribosomal subunit. Gene Ontology annotation, biological process: translation; ribosomal large subunit assembly. The transcript has 6 exons. Bases 146 to 1315 code for a protein of 389 amino acids. The record is from RefSeq and is a predicted model, not a curated record. Gene Ontology annotation, molecular function: RNA binding; structural constituent of ribosome. NCBI's taxonomy places the organism in Eukaryota, Viridiplantae, Streptophyta, Magnoliopsida, Poales, Poaceae.